Messenger RNA from Penicillium verhagenii, 2019 nucleotides. RefSeq names its product Zn(II)2Cys6 transcription factor. The record is from RefSeq and is a predicted model, not a curated record. The transcript has 7 exons. Gene Ontology annotation, molecular function: DNA binding; DNA-binding transcription factor activity, RNA polymerase II-specific; zinc ion binding. Lineage: Eukaryota; Fungi; Ascomycota; Eurotiomycetes; Eurotiales; Aspergillaceae. Bases 1 to 2019 code for a protein of 672 amino acids. Gene Ontology annotation, biological process: regulation of DNA-templated transcription; DNA-templated transcription.
AUGGCGACUCCAAACCCAGACCGACCGCGCACACGCGCUAAGAAAGCCUGCAUGGCGUGCAACUCGCGUCGCGUGCGAUGUAAUGUACUUGAAAUGCAGCCGUGUCAGAACUGUGUGGCGUGGAAUCUAGCAUGUGACGUAGGGAUAUCAAGACGGGGAAAGUAUCCUCGGCGCAAGAAAAAAGGCUCCAUAGACACCAAAGUAUCCCCGUUAGCGGGCAAUAAUAUACCGGAACCUCUCAGCGCGUCUGGGCAAGAUGCAUCAGCCGAUAAUAGCUUACGCUAUAUAUCGUCGGCUCGACCCGGCAUCCCGGACGAUGCGGUGCACGAGACGGUGUUUUUGGGCGAAUCCAGUCCACUAACAUGCGUCGUAGAUGAGGGGCGACGAUCGCCCGAAAAAGGGCACGCGCGCAGUAUUCAGAAAGGUCGUUUGCAUUAUGCUCUUCCCGAGGUUCGGGGCAGCGAGCUUAGCGAUGAUCAGCAUAGAAAGAUUCUUCAGGAUCGUCUCAUCCGUGAAAGCGCAUUGGUUUUCCCGUCGCCUGCCAUCUGCGACACGCUUCUUCAGGCGUACUUUGAAUGGUUUCAUCCCUGCUUCCCGAUCCUUGAUAGACAGACUGUGUAUCAUGCAUACAACGAGCACACCAUCUCACCGUUCUUGCUUCAAGCGAUGCUGUUUAUUGGAGUGAGUUUGUGCUCGGAUCCAGCUUUGUCAAGUACUGGUUUCACAAAUCGGUAUCAGGCCAAGGGCCUUUUUUAUCAACGGGCGAAAGAAAUAUAUGAUGUGGGAUGGGAAACAGAUAUGGUAAUAAAGCUUCAAUCGUUAUUUCUGUUGAGCUUUUGGCGAGGAGGACCGACCGAAGAGCGAGAUGUUCGUUUUUGGUUGGGCGCGGCGACCAAUAUCGCUCAGAAAAAGGGCAUGCAUGUGAUGUCAAAAUUACCCUUUCUCGGCGCGAGGGAUCAGAAAGUCUGGAAACGAAUUUGGUGGGCCUUAUAUGUUCGAGACCAGCAAACAUCUGCUGCACUUGGCCUCCCAUCUCGAAUUCGCGACGAGGACUGUGAAGUCGCCGAGCUUGAAGAAGCAGACUUUGUCGAACACGAGGAUGUUCCUUCAGAGAUUUUCCGAAAGCCACCUGCAGCCCAUAUACCCUAUGUGAUUGGAAUGGCCCAACUGGCCAAGCUACUGCGGGAGGUGGUCUCCAGCCAGUAUUCUCCUGGUCGAGCAAAGCUGGAUAAUUUAUCGCGGCCCAUGCUCCAUCAGCGUCUUUUAGACUGGGAGUCCAACCUGCCGACGGAUAUGCAUUUCCAAACUUCCUCCAGUCGAGAUGUGAUCUUUCUGGUUGGUAUGCUUCAUAUGGCUUACAAUAAUCUCUACGUUCUACUAUACCGACCCAUUUUCCUACAGCCACCAAGUGAAUCAACCAACAUGGAAGGAAACAUGGCUUUGGAAGCCGCGACGCGAAGUACGCGUAUCCUCGAAGACAUGUUGUCAGAAAACUUAGUCCAGCAUGGAUCAGUUCACCUUAUCACACACACCUUCUCGGCGUUAUGUAUCCACACCAUUCACUUCGGGCGCGGAACGGGUACAGCACGGAAACUGGCCGAACAUCGAGCUAAGCUCUGUCUGCUCGGGUUGAAGGAACUGCAGAAGUCGUGGGAUCUGGAGAACUGGGUACUGGAUUUAUUCUUCCGCUGUUUGGACGAUCGGACCGCCCGAGAUCUCCGCCUCGGUGACAGCGGCGGUGGAUCGGCAUCGUCCCAGUUGAUCAAGGGGUUAGCUGCCAGAUCCCCGACCGAUAUUGACCAGGUCACGAGCCAACCGAUAUCCCCAAAUGCGCAAGCAAUUUUCCCUCCCAGUAUACGAAAUGAUCCUUCAUUGCCUCUGGAGGAACCUUCGGUGAAUAUGGACUGGUAUGAAUUGUUCAACGUGGAGGGCGAUGAUGUAUUGGGCUUGGCGGGCUCGUUGACGAAUCCGGACUAUCUGAACCCGCAGAACCUCGAACAUCUGUAUCGAUUUCUGUAG